AUGCAACAUGCUAUUAUUGUGCAACCAUUCUUUUUACAAUUACAGGCUCUUGAGGUCAAGACCAGCAACUCCAUGGAGUUGUAUGGCUGUGUCAAGGGCAUAGAUUUCCUCAAGCGGCAAGGCAUCACCAUUGAAGACUUGGUGACCGACCGACACGUCGCCAUCAAGGGCCACAUGAAGACGAAGGAGCCCGAGAUCCAUCACUACUUCGAUGCUUGGCACAUAGCAAAAGGCGUAAGCAAAAAGAUGCUGGCGGCGAGCAAGUAUGCAGGGUGUGGUGCCUUGGUGCAAUGGGCACAGCCUGCCUCCAACCAUGUCUACUGGUGUGCGGCCAACAGCGAAGGAGAUGGCAAACUCCUCGUCGACAUGUGGAAGAGCUUCAACAAUCAUGCCUCGGAUGUGCAUACUGGCCACGGAGGGAUCUACAACCGCUGCGUCCAUGACUCUCUCAUUGGAGAGAGGGAGUGGCUCUCUCCAGGUACCCCAGCAUAUAAGCGUUUUGCAUCAAUCACGACACAACGAUUGCUGCUCAGGGACCUCGAGCACGUCUCACCCGCGGGCCAGACCUACAACCUCGAGUCUUAUCACAGUACUCUGACAAGAUUAGCCCCCAAGUCUUUUGCAUUCAAGCCCGGCAUGAUGCUUGCCAGAUUGAUUGUGCGAGUAAAGCUCAAGUUUCGGACUACCGCUAAAUGUCAGAAAUCAACAGUAACAUGUCGGAAAACGCAGCUGCAGCACGGCGCUUUCGCCGUCAGCUAA
Molecule: messenger RNA, 759 nt
Organism: Ixodes scapularis (black-legged tick)
Lineage: Eukaryota; Metazoa; Arthropoda; Arachnida; Ixodida; Ixodidae
Exons: 5
Coding region: 1-759 (252 amino acids)
Source: RefSeq, a predicted model, not a curated record